GGAAGGAAACAUGCCAUUGGAAGAUUUACUGGCAUUCUAUGGCUAUGAACCCACAAUUCCAGUUAUGGCCGGUUCCAGUGUGGAUAGCUCUCCAAGUGAGCUUGCGGAUGAGCUUCCUGAUAUGACUCUAGAUAAAGAGGAAAUAGCUAAAGACCUCUUGUCGGGUGAUGAUGAAGAAACACAGUCCUCUGCUGAUGACUUGACACCAUCAGUUACUUCACAUGAGGCUACUGACUUCUUUCCUCGGCCAUUAAGAUCAAACACUAUAUGUGAUGGAGAUAAGGAAUCGGAUCGUGAAGAUGUAGAGGCAGACAAUGGUAAUUCAUCUGAAGAUUUGAGAAAGGAAAUAAUGGUUGGUUCACAGUAUCAGGCUGAAAUUCCACCUUACCUUGGCAGAUACAGUGAUAAUGAAAAGG
Molecule: messenger RNA, 416 nt
Organism: Mesitornis unicolor (brown roatelo)
Lineage: Eukaryota; Metazoa; Chordata; Aves; Mesitornithiformes; Mesitornithidae
Product: mesoderm induction early response protein 3-like
Exons: 5
Biological process (GO): negative regulation of transcription by RNA polymerase II
Cellular component (GO): nucleoplasm
Molecular function (GO): transcription corepressor activity; histone deacetylase binding
Source: RefSeq, a predicted model, not a curated record